UAUUAGUGGGCAUUCUACUAAAGAUGAGCUUCUAGUUCUCUUCAUUUAUUCAUUUGUUUGUUCAACUAUAAAUCUUCCAACAAUAUGGACUCAGAAUUCAGUCUUGUGAAGGUAAAUGACAUGUGGAUUAGCAAUUUUUUUCAACUCUAUUGAGGUAUAUUUUACAUGAAGCAUUCACUGAUUUCAGGAGUACAGUGAUCUUUAGGAACUUUGUAAAGUGGACUAACCAUCAUCAUAAUUCAGUUUAGUUAUUUUUCACCCCGGGUUGGACUCUGUGCCCAUUUACAAUUAAACCUCAUUCUCACCCCAAAUCUGGAGCAACCACUAACCUACUUUUCCUCUAUGUAUACAUUUGCCUAUUCGGACAUUUCAUAUAAAUGGAAUCAUAUAAUCCAUGGAUUUUUGUGUCUGGCUUCUUUCUCUUAGCAUGUUUCCAAGGUUCGUGCAUGUUGUUGCAUGAGUUGAUACUUCAUUCCUUUUAAUUUCCAAAUUAGAUUGCAUUAUAUGGAUAUGCCAUGAUUUUUCUAUCCAUUUACCCAGAGAAAGGCAUUUUGGUUGUGCACAGUUUUUGGGUUAGUAUGAAUAAUACUGCUGUGAUCAUUCAUAAUACAUGUCCAUGUUGCUACACAGCAUCCCCAGCCACCAUUUCACGUCUCUCUUUUUGCUGUCUCUGGCAUUUUCCAGGCACAAUUCCACCUUCCUUCGUGCUCCAUUACUCAGGACUCUGAAGAUUCCAAAAAGUAGGAGGAAAAAUGACCACAUUCAAGGAGGCAGUGACCUUCAAGGACGUGGCUGUGUUCUUCACUGAGGAAGAGCUGGGGCUGCUGGACCCUGCCCAGAGGAAGCUGUACCAAGAUGUGAUGCUUGAGAACUUCACGAACCUGCUGUCAGUGGGGCAUCAACCGUUCCAUCCUUUCCACUUCCUAAGGGAAGAAAAGUUUUGGAUGAUGGAGACAGCAACCCAACGAGAUGGAAAUUCAGGCGGCAAGACUGUUGCGGAAGCAGGACCACAUGAAGACUGCCCUUGCCAGCAAAUGUGGGAACAAACUGCAAGUGACAUAACCCAGUCUCAAGACUCCAUUAUAAAUAAUUCUGACUUCUUUGAACAAGGCGAUGUCCCCUCCCAGGUUGAGGCAGGACUAUCUAUAAUUCAUACAGGACAGAAACCUUCACAGAAUGGGAAGUGUAAACAAUCCUUCAGUGAUGUUGCCAUCUUUGAUCUUCCUCAGCAGUUACACUCAGGAGAGAAGUCUCAUACAUGCAAUGAGUGUGGAAAAAGCUUCUGUUACAUCUCAGCUCUUCGUAUUCACCAGAGAGUUCACUUGAGAGAGAAACUCUCUAAGUGUGACAUGCGUGGUAAGGAAUUCAGUCAGAACUCAUGUCUGCAGACUCAUGAGAGAGUCCACACUGGAGAAAAACCAUUCAAAUGUGAGCAGUGUGGGAAAGGCUUCAGAUGUAGAGCGAUACUUCAAGUUCAUUGCAAAUUACACACAGGAGAGAAACCUUAUAUUUGUGAGAAAUGUGGGAGGGCCUUCAUUCACGAUUUCCAGCUUCAGAAACAUCAGAGAAUUCAUACUGGGGAGAAGCCAUUCAAAUGUGAAAUAUGUGGUAAGAGCUUCUGUCUUAGGUCAAGUCUUAAUAGGCAUUGCAUGGUCCACACAGCAGAGAAACUGUACAAAUCUGAGGAGUGUGGAAAAGGCUUCAUUGAUAGCCUAGAUUUGCAUAAGCAUCAGAUGAUUCACACGGGACAGAAACCGUACAAUUGUAAAGAAUGUGGGAAGAGCUUCAGAUGGUCCUCAUAUCUUUUGAUCCAUCAGCGAAUCCACAGUGGAGAAAAACCAUACAGAUGUGAGGAGUGUGGGAAGGGCUACAUUAGUAAGUCAGGUCUUAACUUGCACCAGAGGGUCCACACUGGAGAGAGACCUUAUAAUUGUAAGGAAUGUGGGAAGAGCUUUAGCCGGGCUUCAAGUAUUUUGAAUCAUAAGAAACUCCACUGCCGGAAAAAACCCUUCAAAUGUGAGGAUUGUGGAAAGAGGCUUGUACACCGGUCAUUCUGUAAAGACCAACAAGGAGACCACAGUGGAGAAAACCCAUCCAAAUGUGAGGACUGUGGGAAGCGCUACAAGAGGCGCUUGAAUCUGGAUAUAAUUUUAUCAUUAUUUUUAAAUGAUAUGUAAGUGUCGUACAUAUUUAUGGGAUAUGGUAUGAAAUUUUAAUAUGUGCAUAUAAUGCGUAAUGAUCAAAUUGAUGUAAUUAGUGUAUUACCAUAAACAUUUACCAUUUCCUUGUUUUGGGAAAAUUCAAAAUCCAUUGUUCUAGCAAUUUGAAAAGAAACAAUAAAUUAUUGUUGAUUAUAGUCA
Nomascus leucogenys (northern white-cheeked gibbon) is the source of this 2360-nucleotide messenger RNA. RefSeq names its product zinc finger protein 230 (gene ZNF230). Gene Ontology annotation, molecular function: DNA-binding transcription factor activity, RNA polymerase II-specific; RNA polymerase II cis-regulatory region sequence-specific DNA binding. The record is from RefSeq and is a predicted model, not a curated record. Gene Ontology annotation, biological process: regulation of transcription by RNA polymerase II. Lineage: Eukaryota; Metazoa; Chordata; Mammalia; Primates; Hylobatidae.